Messenger RNA from Penicillium pulvis, 891 nucleotides. RefSeq names its product transcription factor TFIIE subunit TFA2. The record is from RefSeq and is a predicted model, not a curated record. Bases 1 to 891 code for a protein of 296 amino acids. NCBI's taxonomy places the organism in Eukaryota, Fungi, Ascomycota, Eurotiomycetes, Eurotiales, Aspergillaceae. Gene Ontology annotation, cellular component: transcription factor TFIIE complex. Gene Ontology annotation, biological process: transcription initiation at RNA polymerase II promoter. The transcript has a single exon.
AUGUCGUACCUACAGAACCAGCUCAAAAGCUUCAACACCCAGGUGAUGGAGUCGGCGAACCGCAUGCCUCAGCAAAGGCGCGUGGUGAAUAACCAGCCUACUCAGUCUGCCUCUGCCACCAGCUCCCAGGUUCCAUCCUCCGCACCGACUCCGUCCUCGUCUGGUGACUUGAAGAAAAAGAGGCACGAUGCCGACAUCGUCUACUCCCAACCAGCAAACACGGGCACAGGAAAGGAUAUCAUGACUCAGGUCCUUUUUGCGAUCGAGCACAUGAAGACCAAAAGCGUGCCACUCCGGCUCUCCGAUAUCAUAUCCUAUCUCUCCCUUCAAAACCGGCCGAAUGAACAAGCCUACGUUCUCGCUCUUGCGAGGAUUCUGAAAUCACACGAGAAGGUUGAAUAUGACCCGAACGGCGCCAACGGCGAAGGCACAUACAGUUUUCGCCCUCCGCAUAACAUCCGCAACUCGGAGCAACUUCUCCAACAGCUCCAAGCGCAAACUACUGCGGCUGGAAUGAAUGUGCGAGAGCUCCGCGAGGGGUGGCCAAAUGUCGAGGAUGCUAUCAACCAGCUAGAGAAGGAAGGAAAAUUACUUGUAACUCGAAACAAGAAGGACGACCAUGCGAAGAUGAUCUGGGCGAAUGACCCAUCGCUCAUCGAGCGCUUCGAUGACGAGUUCAAGGUGAUCUGGGAAAAAAUCAAGAUUCCGGAUGCGCAGGCCGUCAAGGAGGAGUUGGACAAGGCCGGUAUCACUCCUACGAACAAAAACAAGGUGACCAAACCUCGACCUAAGAUGGAAUCGAAGAAGGUCAAGAAGCCUCGCCGCAGUGGAAAGACUACCAAUACCCAUAUGCAGAGUAUCCUGAGAGACUACUCCCACCUGAAGCGGUGA